AUGGUGCACGGGCAGUUGGUGUGCUUGCCCUCUGUCAUUACAAGCAAGGUGGGACUGCCUUGGUCUGAGGGCCCACUGGAUUACCAGGGCAAAGGUGUACCAGCAUGGAGAAGCCACAUCACUGCGGGCGAAAUCGACGCCUACAACGGGCACCUGAUCAUCACUACUGCCAGGAGAGCCGAGGAGCUGUCGGCCCUAGGGGACGCCCAUGCUAGGGCAGGCCCCCCAGUAAUCAAGACUGAACCUGUGGAGCAUGCAAUCGAACUGAGGAGAGCCAGGCCUGUCGAUCGAGCCACAGACCCGAGAAGAGCCGCUCGUAAAUGGGAGGCAACUCUCAAGAAGAAUAGGGGCUCCCCUCACACUGUCCCUGCUGGGAGGUCAGGAGACUUCCACGGGAUCAUCCCUACUAAAGAGCCAAGGGGAUCCCACCAUCCGAUUAGCGAUGUUAAGCCAAGACUUCAACGAAAGUCCCCAGUUAAGAAGCCGAGGGACUGUGACGGUAUCCAUGGUAACUUGAGUAAAGAACUUCUCCGGAUGCUUGCUGCUGAGGGACGGCAUGGACCAGGGCGCGUCUACCCCGAGAGGAGCCCAAGGGAUUCUUCUUAUCCCUUUGCUGAUAAAAAGGCCAGGGGCUCUCCAUACCCCGCCCCUGCUAAGAGGGCCCGGUUCCAUCGCCAACACCUCCGAUCCCUGAGCCUCUGGUGUGCUCCAAUAGAAGAUGAGGUGUCCCCUGAUGUGGUUAUGGCAUUGCCUGAACCUGAGGCUAUGAACGUUACGGUGCUUGAGUCUGAGGUCCCAAUGGUAGCCGAUGCUAUGGCCCCCCCUGAAUCCGGGGAACCAAUACCUGUGCAGUUCACUGACCUCAUACCCUCCUAUGGCUAUGAGGACUUCAUGAGGGAGUUUAACCGGCUGCUGGAGGAAGAGUGCCCGGAGUUAACUCUGCCGGAGCCUGUAGCUUACGGAUCGAAGCGGCUCCCUGAGGACUCUGAAUAG
This is a messenger RNA of Knipowitschia caucasica, 993 nucleotides long. Lineage: Eukaryota; Metazoa; Chordata; Actinopteri; Gobiiformes; Gobiidae. The record is from the annotation of a GenBank genome assembly.